This is a messenger RNA of Miniopterus natalensis, 798 nucleotides long. Lineage: Eukaryota; Metazoa; Chordata; Mammalia; Chiroptera; Miniopteridae. The record is from RefSeq and is a predicted model, not a curated record.
AUGGUGAGUGUGCACCUGGCAGGCAGCUGGGUGGGGACGUGUGUGAGUGUGCACGUGCGCUUUCACCAGUGUGACUGUGUGUGCACACAAGGGCCUUCUCAGGGUCCCUGCACUCCAAGCACCCACCCUGCCCCAGCCUGGGGACCCAGGACAUGGGCCACAACCCACCCACUCUCUGAAUUAAGUCCCCCAAAACACCGGUUUGGGGGACUCUCAGGCUCAGUGUUCUCAUCGCAGGCCAGCAGGAAGACCAAGAAGAAGGAAGGCGGUGCCCUCCGGGCCCAGAGGGCGUCCUCCAACGUCUUCUCCAACUUUGAGCAGACUCAGAUCCAGGAGUUCAAGGAGGCCUUCACACUGAUGGAUCAGAACCGGGACGGCUUCAUUGACAAGGAGGACCUGAAAGACACCUAUGCCUCACUGGGCAAGACCAACAUCAAGGACGAAGAGCUGGACGCCAUGCUCCAGGAGGCCACGGGGCUCAACUUUACCAUGUUCCUGAACAUGUUUGGGGAAAAGCUGACCGGUACGGAUGCCGAGGAGACCAUCCUAAAUGCCUUCAAGAUGCUGGACCCCGAAGGCAAAGGCCGCAUCAACAAGGACUAUGGGCUGCAGCCCUUAGGAACCCUUUCGCUCUUCCUCUCCUGCCUGGGCCUGAACCCCCCACCACCCUGUGUGCAGGUCGACCAGACGAUGCAGUUUGCAACCAUCGACGCUACAGGCAACUUGGACUACAAGGCGCUGAGCUAUGUGCUCACCCACGGGGAGGAGAAGGAGGAGUGAGGGAUGCCCCCCAUCCCC